Pseudoliparis swirei is the source of this 1852-nucleotide messenger RNA. It is a transcript of the gene ssc4d, whose product is annotated as scavenger receptor cysteine-rich domain-containing group B protein. The transcript is spliced from 11 exons. Gene Ontology annotation, cellular component: membrane. The record is from RefSeq and is a predicted model, not a curated record. Lineage: Eukaryota; Metazoa; Chordata; Actinopteri; Perciformes; Liparidae. Bases 1 to 1752 code for a protein of 583 amino acids.
AUGGUCAGCCAGGCAGCCAUGCGGGCCCAGCGUGUGGUGGAGAGCGAGUGCAGGUGCUGGAACCCGGCCUUCUGGCUCCUGUUGUCCCUGCUGGGGUCCCUCGUCUUGGUGGCCGUCAGUGUCCUGCUGCGACUCGGAGACUUGAAAAUAAACAGACGGGCUGUAUACACCAAUGAUGUGCAAAUGCCCGUGAGGACGCAGUACCAAGUACAACUGGUGAAUGGACGUAGUCGGUGCGAGGGUAGAGUGGAGGUGUUCUACAAUGACUCAUGGGGCACGGUGUGCGACGACGACUGGGACAUGGUGGACGCCAACGUGGUGUGCCGGCAGCUGAGCUGCGGCAUGGCGGCGGCAGUGGGCAGCAGCUCUCAGUUCGGACAAGGCUCGGGGCUCGUGCUGCUGGAUAACGUGGACUGCAGAGGGAGUGAAGCAGACCUGAGCCAGUGCGGUAGUCUUGGCUGGGGCGUCCACAACUGUUACCACUACGAGGACGUGGGGGUUACCUGCAGAGAAAUACCCGUGGUGGGGGAAAAAGCUUUUGAGGAUCGCACCGCACUGCCAGAGGGGGACUUCGGUUUUCGUGAUGGCACCAUCCGUCUGGUGAAUGGGCCGGAUGUCUGCCAGGGCCGGGUAGAGAUCUACUACCAGGGAGACUGGGGGACAGUGUGUGAUGACGACUGGGCCCUCAACAAUGCCUGGGUGGUGUGCCAACAGAUCGACUGCGGCAGUGCCGUCUAUGCACACAGCAACUCCUACUUUGGCUACGGAACCGGACGAAUUCUCCUGGACAAUGUCAACUGCCAAGGCAACGAGCCGGAGCUGUCUACAUGCAAAAGCCUGGACUGGGGCAACCACAACUGUGGCCACCAUGAGGACGCUGGGGUCACCUGCACCGGAUCCACCAUUAUACCUCCUUUGGCAACAGAUAACCAGAGAGGGCUCUGGGUGACAUAUAAUACUCAAGCAACAGAAACUAUUCCAGUCACCACAAGACCAACUACAACACCUCCACCUACCACAAUUGCCCCGACAAAAGGCAGACCAGCCAUUCGGGUGAUGAACGGUAACAGUAGCUGCCAGGGUCGUGUGGAGGUCCGCUACAAAAAUAUUUGGGGGACGGUGUGUGACGAUAACUGGGACCUCCUCAACGCCAACGUGGUGUGCCGACAACUGGGCUGUGGCCAACCUAUCAUGGUUAAGAAGCAGGCCUACUUCGGCUACGGUUCGGGUCCGAUCCUGCUGGACAACGUGGAGUGUAUCGGCUUUGAACCGCAGCUGUCCGAAUGCGCCAACCUGGGCUGGGGUCAGCACAACUGUGGCCACCAUGAGGAUGCCGGAGUUAUCUGUGCACCUUUUGAAUUCUUGAAUGUAAAUGGACGUGACUUUCAAGUAACAAAGAGCAUACCUGACGCUAGCACCACGCAACCCUCUGAUGGAAUGAUGAGACUGGUGGGUGGCCAGCACAGAUGUGAGGGUCGGGUGGAGAUGUACUCAAACUCUGGCUGGGGCACGGUGUGCGAUGAUGCUUGGGACCUCCCCGACGCUCUUGUUGUGUGUCGCCAGCUGGGCUGUGGAGAGGCAUCAGCGGCUCGGGGAGAGGCGUUCUUCGGGCCCGGCUCAGGGACAAUCCUGCUGGACAAUCUCAAGUGCAGUGGUGCGGAGGCCUCCCUGCAGGAGUGCUCCCAUAUAUCCUGGAAUGUGCACAACUGUGACCACUCUGAAGAUGCUAGCGUCACCUGCUCACUGUCGUGAUUUCAGCCGAACCACUCGCCCAUCUCCACCAUGGGCAGGAGGUGCGCGUGCCAACCUGGGACUUGUAUAUUAUUUUGUAAAUAACAGCUUCCACAUUGCU